UUCUGCUUGGCGUUAAAGUUCGUGCGUUAAAAAACCGGGAUUCGUUAGUUCAUGGAGGAAUUGGCCAUUUUCCCUCUUUUUGUGGGUUCUUCAAAUGAAUCAAAUCUUUAACGAUCCUCUGAUGAGAUGGCUAGGACUCAGAAGAACAAAGCAACCGCUCAUCAUCUGGUUUUGUUAAAGGCCAAACUUGCCAAGCUAAGAAGAGACCUUCUUGCACCGCCUACAAAAGGUGGUGAUGCUGCUGCUGGCGAAGGUUUUGAUGUCACCAAAAGUGGAGAUUCUAGAGUUGGACUUGUUGGGUUUCCUUCCCUUGGAAAAUCCACGCUCUUGAACAAGCUUACUGGAACCUUUUCCGAGGUACUCGCUAUUUUUUUUCUUCGGGUUGCUUCUUAUGAGUUCACGACUUUGACAUGCAUUCCCGGUGUUAUUACAUACCUACUUCCAUAUCUCCUUGGUCAAUCUGUUGUUUGUGGAGAGAGAUGUAUGAUUUGCUUGCUUCUUAUUGUUCUUAAGUUAUCUCCUAAGAAAUGAAAUACUUGGCUUUAUAUAUGACAUGUCCUAGCCUUUAAUUUUAUUCUCUUAAGUGCUCACUCUAUGUCUGUCAUGUACUCCGGUGUUUCCUGAUCUUGCUAUAAUUUGUAAUUGUUCAUUGGAUGUUGAUGAUACUCUUUUUUUGGGCAAACUUCCUCAUUGCUAUCCUAUCAGGUAAAGACUAUGAAUCCUUCUAAAUCAGAAUCGAAUAUAUUUGUUUGGGGGAUUCAAAUUGAAAUGACUUUUUUGGUAAACCGUGGACUUGAAAGAUGUGUUUGAAAGAUGUGUUUGGGAAGUUCAUGUUUGAUACAAUGUUAGUUAUAGAAACCGAAGAUGGAAAGAGACAAAUUUAAUUUAAUUUUUUUUAAGGAGCCCAAAUUAAGAAACUACCAUUGUAACUCAACUCAAAAAUUAGGUGAUUCUUAA
Molecule: messenger RNA, 957 nt
Organism: Brassica oleracea var. oleracea
Lineage: Eukaryota; Viridiplantae; Streptophyta; Magnoliopsida; Brassicales; Brassicaceae
Product: developmentally-regulated G-protein 3-like
Exons: 4
Coding region: 127-531 (134 amino acids)
Biological process (GO): cytoplasmic translation
Cellular component (GO): cytoplasm
Molecular function (GO): GTPase activity; GTP binding
Source: RefSeq, a predicted model, not a curated record